This is a messenger RNA of Peronospora farinosa, 351 nucleotides long. The record is from the annotation of a GenBank genome assembly. NCBI's taxonomy places the organism in Eukaryota, Oomycota, Peronosporomycetes, Peronosporales, Peronosporaceae.
AUGGCAGAAAAGUUCGCGACGCAUCAAAUGCAUAUGCAAGCACAAUUGCAGCAUAUUGUGAAAGCACAACACGCGCCGGCGCAACAGCCAAGAAUGUUUGUCACGUCCUUCGAGCAUGGGUCCAAUACUUUUGGAGACUACUUGAAGGCGCGUGGUAAAAGCAUGCGAAUGGGGUCGCUUUAUGAAUUAAUGGAGAGAAAGCCAAUGCCAAUCCCUCAGCAGCAGGCAUGGACGUUCUGCCCCCCACAGGACUUUGGUCUGAAGAUGCCGAAGAUGAAGGAUAUGGACUGGCCAGGGUUCCCAAGGUUUUCAGACAACGAAAUUUACGCAGGAGUUGGUGCAGACUUUUAA